GCUCACAGAUUUUCUGGUCCAAGGCUCACAGCAUUGACGCGUAGGCCUAUGCCACAAACUCGAAAUAAUUAACACUGCUUUAGUUUAAUUGUUAAAUUAUAUUUGAAAGUAAAUUUAUUUAGCAGUUGUAAUACAAUAUCUAACUAAAGGAAAUCCAUAAGAUGGCCAGUGGAGACACGUGGAGGGAGGACUACUUGGCCCAUGAGGAUUAUUGGAUGGCCGUGGCAGCCCUGGCAGCUAAGAGAAGCAGGGACCCUAGAACUCAGGUUGGUGCCUGUAUAGUGAACCAGAAGAAUGACAUUGUUGCCAUCGGUUACAAUCGAAUGCCCAAAGGCUGUGACGAUGACCAUUUGCCAUGGAAUAGACAUGGCCAGGGCAAAUGGGACACUAAGUACGCUUAUGUGUGCAGUGCAGUGGCUGUAGCCAUAAUGAAUAAGAAGUGCGCUGAUCUGAAAGGCUGCAAGAUUUACGUGACACUUUUUCCAUGCAAUGAGUCUGCCAAGCUUAUCAUCGAAGCAGGUAUUAAGAAAGUGGUGUAUCUCUCUGACCAGUACCGCGACAUGGAAAUGAUUGCAGCCUCUAAGAAGUUUCUGCUGGCAGUGGCAGAAGUAGAGUGCAUACAGUUCCAGCCUAUAAAGCCAACCAUCACCAUUGAUUUGACGGUCAAUAACUAACCUGGAAAUCUGGACGGCCAGACAUGCAAAAGUUGGGGGGCUUGCUUUGUCUAAAGGAAAUACUUUCAGAUAUCUGCGCUUUGAAAUCUCUUUCCCUUCCUUUUGAUAAACCUCAUGAAUAUGAGGAACUUUAAAUUUAUACUAAGCCCUUACCGGCUCAAUGCAAUAGUGGGUUCAUAUUAAGCUUCAUUAGGCUUUAACAUUUAUUUGCACGCACGCUUUUUAUGAAACUUACUACAGCUGUAGAGGCUGACUCAAGAUUAACAGAGAGCAAAUAUUAGAUUGACGCCUAACUUAGGUUUUCAUGCAUCUUAAUGGUCUGACAGGGUUUUAUUGGUCGGAUUUAGGCUUGGCACCCGUAAAAGGCUGCUUGCAGCUUUCAUUGAUUUUGUUUUAAGGACUACAUAGAAUAUAGGCAAAUAUGAAAUUUGGCAGAUUCGCAUUAAAAGUCUAGACUAUUGUGCAAAUUGCAUUCUUUCUUUCUUUCAUGUGAUUUUGUUUAGCUUCAUAUGGGAUGCUCAAUGUGGUUUUGAGGAUACCAUGGUUUUAUGCUUGUUGUUUAGUUAUUGGCAUGCAUAUAGACAACAUAAUGGGUGAUAUGCUUUAAGAUUACACAAUAAAUGAAACAUAAAAAAUAA
Molecule: messenger RNA, 1312 nt
Organism: Gadus macrocephalus (Pacific cod)
Lineage: Eukaryota; Metazoa; Chordata; Actinopteri; Gadiformes; Gadidae
Product: deoxycytidylate deaminase-like
Exons: 6
Coding region: 162-674 (170 amino acids)
Biological process (GO): dUMP biosynthetic process; dTMP biosynthetic process
Cellular component (GO): cytoplasm
Molecular function (GO): zinc ion binding; dCMP deaminase activity
Source: RefSeq, a predicted model, not a curated record